This is a messenger RNA of Lonchura striata (white-rumped munia), 1002 nucleotides long. RefSeq names its product cellular communication network factor 6 (gene CCN6). Gene Ontology annotation, biological process: cell adhesion; signal transduction; positive regulation of cell differentiation. Gene Ontology annotation, cellular component: extracellular region; extracellular matrix. Gene Ontology annotation, molecular function: heparin binding; integrin binding. NCBI's taxonomy places the organism in Eukaryota, Metazoa, Chordata, Aves, Passeriformes, Estrildidae. The record is from RefSeq and is a predicted model, not a curated record.
AUGUGUAAGUUUUCCCACAGCCCACCAGAGCAGCCUGGAGAUAAACCUGCGGAAACUAGUGAAGUCCAGCGCAAGGAGGUUUGCCGCUGGCCGUGCCGAUGCCCACCCGUGCCAGCCUGCACCCCUGGGGUCAGCCUGGUGAAGGAUGGCUGUGGCUGCUGCAAGGUCUGUGCCAAGCAGGCAGGAGAGCCCUGCAAUGAAGCAGAUGUCUGUGAUCCCCACAAAGGGCUCUACUGCGACUACUCGGAAGAUGAGCCUAGGUAUGAAACAGGCGUGUGUGCAUAUCUGGUAGCUGUAGGAUGUGAGCUCAAUGGAGUUUAUUAUGCCAACGGGCAGACCUUUCAGCCCAACCAGCUUUACAAGUGCCUGUGUUUCAGUGGUACAAUUGGAUGUACCCCUGUAUUCACAUCAAGAUUAGCAGGAAGCCCCUGUGCCAGGGUCCCAGGCAGAAAGAAGGCAGGACAAUCCAUCUGUGGCCUAGGACAGCACAAGCAACUUCAGUCAACCAACUACAGACUGAUGUCAGCUUACAGAAGCUUACCACUAGUUUUGAAGAAAAAGUGCCUCAUACAGGCAACACCCUGGACCCCCUGUUCCAGGACCUGUGGCAUAGGCAUAUCCAGCAGAGUGACCAAUGACAACAGAAAAUGUGAAAUGAAAAAAGAAAAGAGAUUAUGCUUCAUCCAGCCUUGUCUGACCAAUAUGCUGAAGAAAAUAAAGAUUCCAAAGGGAAAAAUAUGUCAACCAACUUUCCAGCUUCCAACAGCAGAGAAGCUAGCUUUUUCGGGAUGCUCAACUACUCAAAGAUACAAACUAACUUUCUGUGGAGUGUGCUUGGACAAGAGGUGCUGCAUUCCUAAUAAGUCCAAAAUGAUUACUGUACAGUUUGAGUGUCCCAAUGAAGGCUUCUUCAGGUGGAAGAUGAUGUGGAUAACAUCGUGUGUGUGUCAGAGGAUUUGCAGUGCUCCAGGAGAUACAUUUUCCCAACUCAAACUCCUAUGA